AUGCUGGUUUCAACUACAGUGGUGGUCAUUGUCGUUACCGUAUUCUUCCAGGGAACCACGAUCAAACCACUAGUGCGCCUACUAAAUGUGAAAACCCAAGAACCUCAACAGAAGACGGUCACGCAACAAGUGCUAACCCACAGUGGCGAUGACAUGAUGGCUGGUGUCGAGGCUAUAAUCGGAAUGCGAGGAUCGAAUUAUUGGCGGAGGCGUCUCUCGGAGUUCAAUCACAACUAUGUCCAACCCACCCUGAUGCGUACGCCGACGUCACGCGGUGAAAAGCUAAUGGAGAAGUACUCGGCACUUUCAGCGGAAGAACAACGAAUGAGAUUACUUGAACGAUAUGGCGUAUGA
Messenger RNA from Cooperia oncophora, 354 nucleotides. NCBI's taxonomy places the organism in Eukaryota, Metazoa, Nematoda, Chromadorea, Rhabditida, Trichostrongylidae. The record is from the annotation of a GenBank genome assembly.